GAUGGCAGGGCGGCAGUUUACUGGGCAAUUCAUAUGCAAAACUGCACUAUAAAUUUCCAGGCUGUCUCAGUUGCCGUGGCACCACGAAGCAUUUCUCCACGUACAGUACAGUAUUUCUGCCAUCUUUGUUUGCAUUGCAGUGAGUCAUCAAAAGUCUGUCUUGUACCAACACCCGGAGCCGCGCAUUCCUCUGGCACCAACACUCCACUGUUUUUAAAGCCGGGGCUGGGAGCUGGCAUUCGCUUCGGCUCCCAAAUCAAAGGCAGCUAUUCAUUCGCGGGAGCUGCCUGGAUGUCCGUCUGCAUCCGGCCUCUUCAUUUAGAUGCCGUGCGCUGCCCGGGAGAGCCGGGCUGGGUGCAGCUGAGCUGCGGCCGCCCAGCCCAGCGCCGACUCGCCCCCCUCCCCCGCUCCCCUCGUCCUCCUCCUCUCCCGGCUCCUCGCGCCCUCCCCGCCCCAAGGGCUCCCGCGCCGUUUGCUGCAUUCCCGGAGCAGCUGGCGGCUGCGGGCUGCCGGCGUGCGGGCGAGCCUGCCCCUGCCAGGCUGAGCGGGCAGCGCCGGGGCCACCAGCGGAAGCGGCCGAAGAUGUGCCCGCUCGGGCCGCUCCCGUGCUGAGAGUCUGAGGCGAGCCCGCGAGCGCCUGGCCGCCAUGUCACAGAUGUUGCACAUUGAGAUCCCCAACUUUGGGAACACCGUGCUCGGCUGCCUCAACGAGCAGCGCCUGCUGGGCCUCUACUGCGAUGUGUCCAUCGUGGUCAAGGGCCAGGCCUUCAAGGCCCACCGGGCCGUCCUGGCCGCCAGCAGCCUCUACUUCCGCGACCUGUUCAGUGGCAACAGCAAGAGCGCCUUCGAGCUGCCGGGCACGGUGCCGCCCGCCUGCUUCCAGCAGAUCCUGUCCUUCUGCUACACGGGCAGGCUGACCAUGGCAGCCAGCGAGCAGCUCGUGGUCAUGUACACGGCCGGCUUCCUGCAGAUCCAGCACAUCGUGGAGCGCGGCACAGACCUCAUGUUCAAGGUGAGCUCGCCCCACUGCGACUCGCAGACCGCCAUGAUGGAGGACGCCAGCUCCGAGCCCCAGAGCCCCUGCAACCAGCUGCAGCCAGCCGCCCCCGCCCCCCCCUACGUCGUGUCCCCCUCCGUGCCCAUCCCGCUGCUGACCCGCGUGAAGCACGAAGCCACGGAGCUGCCGCCAGCCGCUGGCCCGGGCCUGGCCCCCAAGCGCCCACUGGAGUCAGGGCCCCGGGAUGGCACCGCGGUGGCGGGCGCUGCAGUGGUGGCCGGCACGGCCCCUCUCAAGCUGCCCCGGGUCUCCUACUACGGGGUGCCCAGCCUGGCCACCCUCAUCCCCAGCAUCCAGCAGGUGCCCUACUCCCAGGGGGAGCGGACCAGCCCUGGGGCCAGCAGCCUGCCCACCACCGACAGCCCCACCUCCUACCACAACGAGGAGGACGAGGAGGACGAUGAAGCCUACGACACCAUGGUGGAGGAGCAGUACGGCCAGAUGUACAUCAAGGCCACCGGUGGCUACGCAGUGCAAGAGAAGCCAGAGCCCGUGCCACUGGAGAGCCGCUCCUGUGUCCUCAUCCGCAGAGACCUCGUGGCGCUGCCCGCCAGCCUCAUCAGUCAGAUCGGGUACCGCUGCCACCCCAAGCUCUACUCGGAGGGCGACCCCGGCGAGAAGCUUGAGCUGGUGGCAGGCUCCGGGGUCUACAUCACUCGCGGCCAGCUGAUGAACUGCCACCUCUGUGCAGGUGUGAAGCACAAGGUGCUCCUGCGGCGGCUCCUUGCCACCUUCUUUGACAGGAACACGCUGGCCAACAGCUGUGGCACAGGGAUCCGUUCGUCCACCAGUGACCCGAGCCGCAAGCCACUGGACAGCCGAGUCCUCAAUGCUGUGAAACUGUAUUGCCAGAACUUCGCCCCCAGCUUCAAGGAGAGUGAGAUGAACGUGAUCGCCGCGGACAUGUGCACCAACGCUCGCCGUGUCCGGAAGCGCUGGCUGCCCAAGAUCAAGUCCAUGCUGCCCGAGGGCGUGGAGAUGUACCGCAGCGUCAUGGGCUCGGCCGCCAGCGCGCCCCUCGACCCCGAGUUCCCGCCCGCCACGGCAGCACAGGUGUUCGAGCAGCGCCUGUACACCGAGUGCAGGGGCGAGGCUGCCACCAUUGUGGCUCUGAGAACUGACAACGUGAAUGUCGACCUGGGCGCCACCGCCAACCCCGCCUUUGAAGCCGGCGAGGAGGCCGAUGGUGCCGGCUCUGUCAUCCAGGAGGUGGCAGCGCCUGAGACGCUGCCCCCCGAUGGCCAGAGCCCCCCGCAGCCCUUCGAGCAGGGCAGCGCCAGCUCCAGCCGGCCCCAGACGCCAGCGGCCAGGAGACAGGAGGGCUCCUAUGCAGGGACCUUGUAGAGGGCUCGUCAGGGACCGUACUAGCUGCUUGCAUGCGUUACUAAUACAAACAAAUGUGAUCAAGCCACUUACCUACUGAACUGCUGUUGCCUGAAAAAAAUGUGAUUUUUAUUCUGCUUGUAUUUAAAAUCUAUGAAGGAAACAAAUGCAUUCGUGACACUGUAAACAAUUAGGCCACUGGCGCCCGGCUGCGAGAAAGGCCCCAGGGCCCCUUUUGAUACCCGAGGUCAGUCUCCAAGUUGUAGCUUCCCCUUCUCCUUCUUGGGGAGGGGGCGAGAGGCCACCAGGCCCUGGUGCCCAGCCCUGCUCCAGCCUCCCGCCCUGCUUGCUCUCUGCCUGGAUGAAGCCAGGGGCCUGUGGUGUGGGGGCACGUGUCCUUACCCAUCCGUGAGGACCCGCCCGCCCGCUCCCCCCAGGGCCACAGCCAGGGCCGGGCCCCCAGGGGCCAAACUCUUUGUUUUUCUUUCUUCCGAGAGACUCUGGGGUCAGGCCUACCAGGUCCGUGGUAUGUGUGGGGUGUGGGUGUGUGCAAGCGAGUGAGAGUGUGCGUCUGAGUGUGUGCGGGGAGCAGUGGUGACAGCGCGGUAAUGGGCUGCUGUCACUGCGGGAGGGGAGACGGCUGUUGGCUUUUCUGCUCCCCUGCCCCCACAGCUCCACAGGCCCUCGGCCCACCUGGGUUUCGCUGUCCUGUGGGGCGGGACUGCCACCCCGGUGCACCCACACCGUCCUCUGCCUCGCUGGGAUCUUGUUUGUUUGUUGAUUUGUUUUUGUCCCAAUUCAGAUCUAUUUCAUACAUGGUUUGGAAACUUUCAGACCCAAAGAGCAAAAAAUUAGGGAGAAGUGGAUGUCCCUGCCCCCAGCCCGCUGUGGCUUGGGGUACGGUCAUCUGUAUACCAUGUCCCUCCACCCUCGGACCAGGUCCCACUCACCUCCCAUUGGGGUGGGGACCGGGGGGAGGGCCCAGAAAUGCAGCCAGGGUGUGUGACAAGGUGGAGGCCACUUGGGCCAGCGGGAGCAGGGCUGCUUGGUGGAGAGCAGGGGGGCAGGCUGGGGCUGGGGGAGGGCUUUCCGUCCUUUGCUCUGAGCUCUGGAGCACAUGCCUCUGAGGCUGUGGGCGGGUGGGUGGUGGGCACACGCCUGACCCGGGACAGUUGGCAGGGGCAGCAGGUGCAGAAGCUCUGGAAUGUGUGGGGGGCAGUAAGGAAGGGCCCGUUAAAUUUGUUGGUUUGCUUGAGGCUGGAAAGUUCCCUUUGAAGCUUAAUUGCUGGUUUCAGGGGAGAGGGGCACAGGUUGUCCAAAGUGCUCAAGGAGCCCCUGGCCCAGGGGCUUUGUGUCCUUGUCCAGGGGCUGCCUUCCUCCCAAGUCCAGACAGCCCUCUGGCACGGCCAGAACACCCCCUCCAUUGGUGGCUCUGUCCCCAGCGCUCUGCCUGUGUGGAUGCAGAGGGCUGGGCAGGGGGGGCUAAGCCCCACCCAGGACCCACAGGAGAUCCGGGAGCCUCCCCAACUGCAGAGCUGUGUGCCGGGUCCCAGCCUGAGCAGCCUGGGGUGGAGGUGUUAGGCUCUUUCCCACGCGAGUUCCUCGUUCCUGCUGACGGCCGCCCUUCCUGUGGGAGAGGCCCUGGGGGGACCUGGUUGGAGGGGCUCCUUCCCAGACCACAUACCGCGUCCUGGGCCCCCUCCAGCCAGGCCAAGUGUGUGCCUGCCCUCCGGAAAGAUCUGGCAGCUCCUGGAAAGGGGUGGGAGGACCCUGAGCUGCAGGCAGGCGUGUGGAAGCUAAUCGCAGCCCUCUCCCAAGCAGGGAGGUCCAAGCCCUGCUCUUGCGUCCAAAAGGGCUGCAGCUCUGGCUGGGGCUUCAAGCUAACCACCUGGCCCCGGUGUGUGUGGGGGGCUCUGUCUGCCUCUUCCUCCCCCAUCUUGGGCCCGGGGCCCACAGCCACUAGGAACCAGGACCAAGUCCUCCUGGAAUUGGGAGGAGGCCGCAAUCCCUAGCAUCCUCAGGUGGCCACAGGGCAGUGGAGGUGAUGGUGGGUGAAGUUGACUCCCACCUAUGUCCCCUCUGGAGUGUCCCUUUAUCUGCUACCCCCCCCCCCAAAUUUGCACUUUAAUUUGACCAUCCCUGGGGAGCUUCAGGAGGCAGGCCCACCUGUCCUGGCAGUUGACAGAAGGGCUCUCUCUGUCUCCCUCUCUCUCCUCUGCUCCAAAGUGGGCAUGGCCCCCCGCCUGGGGCCAGGACAGGGAGGGGUGCUGCUGGCCCAGCCAAGGAGGCGGUGGCCGCACAGAGAAGGCCUGACCGCUGCCCAGGCCAGCACAAUGUCCUGUGACCUCUGCCCCUUAGUUGUUUAUAAUCGCCGUCUGUUUUGUGUUCUGGGUAAGGAAGGCAAGAGCUAUAGGUGACACUUUAAUCAUUAAAUGUGAAUGGGUUCCGAGCUCUCCCGGUGCCCCGGGUGGGCCGGGCCGAGCGUUUUGCACUAAUGUGUCCCUUGGUGGACCUGGUCCGGAGCGUUUGCAGACGGGCGUGGCUGAUGAUUGUAUCUGCGGGGCGUCUCUCCGCACCCUGAAUGCUCCGUGGGGCGGGCGGCGGCAGCCUGGGCUCGGAGGGGCCUUCCAGAGUGCCUUAGCAUCUUUUGAUCAUUUUUCCCAAGGAAAACCAAUUCAGAAAACCGGACCCUCCCCCCUCCUCUGUUUACAAGACGACUAAUUCCUGUCCUGUCAGCGUGAUCCUGACACCCAGACCCUGGAGAUGGCGAGAGGAGCCGCUCAGUAUUUAUGACAUGUCUGCACCUUUAUUCCUAAGCUUGACUAUUAGCAAUACACAUAUACUACAUAGAGUCUAUUAUAGAGCUAAGUCAUAGCAGCGCCUUUUUGGGGAGGAGAGAAGGGAUUGGGCGGCGUGGGAGCUGAUGUGGCCGCUGGCCGGAUCAGGCAGCUGCCCUCCCCCGCGGGGUGGGAGGUGCUGCAGGAGGCAGCUGGGGUGGAGUGCAAGAGGUCCCUUGGAAGGGACCGGAGAUGUGACAGAUACUGUGAGCUCGGGUGGGGCCCGCCCCCCCCUGGCCUGCGUGCCUCCAUACUUGAACUCUGUAUGUUUUCUGCACUGUGUCUGGCCUCGCCCAGAGUUCUCUGUGGUCGCCUAACUUUGCAUUGGAUUCUGUUGUCUUACCUUGCCCCUCAAUGUGGACGCAGCUGUGGACGAGCAGCCUGCAGCCCCUGCCCGGCUGUCCGGGGGCUGGGUGACUGCGGCCGGGGAGGGGGAGCUUAUGAGCCUGGUGGACUUCUCCUGCGGGAACACUCUUCUGGGUUUGUGUUCAGAGCUGGGAGGAGGGCAGAAGCGUGGACUGGGAGGGGCAGGGAGGCCCACACAGCCUGUCCCAUGCUCUGUGGGGACUCUGGGGUGCCGGCCCUGAACGGCAGGAACGUUCUAGCACCGGCCCAGUGCACCCCGAACUGUUUACUGCUUAGAUUCCCCUCAGACAGCUUGGUUUUGUGGAAGUAACUCACUGUGGUAGAAAAAGGCCAAUUGCCCAACUGAAAAGUCCGAGGAAGCCCCUGUCUGCCUCUGCCAGCAGCAAACCCCACACGCAGAAUCGAGAGUUCGUAGCCGUCUCGAGCUUUAACUACUGUUUCAGAGUGUUGCUGCUGCCUAAAUCUGUCAUUGUGUCGCUAGCCAGCUCUGAGCGUCACCCGCCGGAGACCCAAGGCCGCUAGGGCUUGGUACAAGACGUUUCUAACAUGGCAAAGGUUUGGGGGUUUUGUUUGUUUGUUUGUUGUGUUUCUCUGAAAAAAGUGAACAGGAAAUUUAUACAGAGUCUAAAGCAUUCAGAUUGGACAACCUGCUUGAAUUCUGAUCAGUCGCUUCGCUUCAUUGUUAGCGUUUUGCACAUGAUUGUAAUUUUUAUGUCAACAGAAGCCAAAACUUGCAAUACUAUUUUUAGCAGACAAAAAAAAAAAAAGAACUAAGUAUAAAAUGUAUACAUAUUUUUGACUUGAACAUUUGGAUGGCACGGGGUGCAGACAGACCAUUCACCCUCUGCACGCAAUGUUUGGGAAAAGAGACUUUCCAAAGGAGCCGGUUGUAGAGUCUGCUGAGGGGUUAGGUAGUACUGUAACUCACGACUGUUAAGAAACAAAGAAAUAAACUGUUCUGUAUAAAGGCUGGUUUCACAUACCACUGACUUCGAUUUCAGCCACAGAAGAUGCUAGCUUUUUUUUUUAAUUUUUAUUUUUUAUUAUUAUUAAGAAGGGGGAAACCUUUGUUCUUCCUGUGUCCUCAGUCCCUGCCCUGCUACCCAGCAGUCGAGACUGUUGCUUCUUAGCCAUGGCUGACGUUGUAUCAAUAACUCAACCUACAGAAACGUCCGCCAGCGACCAGGAAACAGGGCUCCUACUGUGCUCAGAGCCGCUUCAUAAGGUGGAAAUCCGUUACAAAGAGACAACAGGAUGUGAUCAUUAAUUGUAAAGCGCUUUGUAAGAUUCACAUUUACAGAAUAAUAAAGUCAGUUCAAACCCAA
Molecule: messenger RNA, 6908 nt
Organism: Hipposideros armiger (great roundleaf bat)
Lineage: Eukaryota; Metazoa; Chordata; Mammalia; Chiroptera; Hipposideridae
Gene: NACC2
Product: NACC family member 2
Exons: 6
Coding region: 647-2401 (584 amino acids)
Biological process (GO): regulation of transcription by RNA polymerase II
Molecular function (GO): protein binding; DNA-binding transcription factor activity, RNA polymerase II-specific; RNA polymerase II cis-regulatory region sequence-specific DNA binding
Source: RefSeq, a predicted model, not a curated record